AUGAAAGGCCUUUUAUAGAACUUAGCUUUACAUACUAUAAUUGGAAAAUAAGUGAAACUCUUAAAAAAGGAAUACUAGGAGAAAAAUUUCUACUAAAAUAGGACUCAAAAGAUAUUCGAACACUAUGCUUAUAUCCCAUUUCUAAAGAACUUUGAAGGCUAGUCCUUAUUGGAUCUAUUUAUUAAUGCUGGAAAUAUUCAAGGACUAGAAAUAUUAUUCAAUGUGCUAAGAUUCGAUGACUUUGACAAUCACUCAAGAACAAUCUCUGCUUAACUACCAUAAGUAUUAAUGCUAAAAUUAAAGAAUAUAUAUGGUUAUUUCGAAAGUAGAAUUCUUGAAACUGAACAGCUUAAAUCAACUAAAAGAGGGAAAUUAAACUGUUUACAUAAGAAAGAAUAUGCAAUUACUUCAGGCUUGUAAUGGCCAAAUAUGAAUAAAUUAGAAGGCUAAAUCUUUAAAGAUAAGACAGGCAAAAAUCAUAAAUUCGAAAUCAAAUUAACUAUUCUUGAUAUACCUAGGAUACAUGAUUUCUAAACUCAAGAAUGCAAAGAGUUUCUAGAAGCUUUAGUUUUUAUUGAUGACAUCAAGAUGUUUGAAAAUCAAGCGAUUUAAUCUCUCAUUAAUAUCUAAUGGACAAUAGCAAGAAAAUAAACAGUUAAGUAUCUAUGCAUUCCUUUUCUAUUUUACCUUUGUGUCUUCUGCUUUUACUCUAAUUACCUGAACACUAAAAUCGGAAAGAAAAAUCUAGAGACUGAAGACUUUAGACUUAUUUGCUUUAGUAUAAUACUUUUGCUAAUGAUCAGCACUUUCUUCUUGAUAAAUGAAUCUUCUUAAGUCUUUAAACAAGGAAAAAACUAUUUUUAUUCAUUUUGGAAUUACUCUGAUUUGUCACCUCCAAUUUUAGUGACAAUAGUCAUGAUAUUUCAUAUCCUUGAAGUUUGUAUUCCUGAUUUCGAAUCACCAAUUAUUAUAAUGACUAUUCAUAGCUUUGCAAGCAUGCUAGUGUGGUUCAAAUUCAUUUAUUUGCUUAGAAUUUUCUAGUAGACAGGAUACCUUAUAAAUAUGUUGACAAAAGUUGCAUGGGACAUGAGAAUAUUUAUGCUGAUCUUGCUUAUUUUUUAUCUAAGUUUUACAGAAGCAUUUCUUAGAAUUACAGAGUUUGGAGGAGAAGAGGUUGAUUUUACUUAUAACUAUGCAUAUGCAUUAGUUUAUACAUUCAGAUUAAGUAUAGGUGACACAGAUGUAGAUAAGUUUGAUUUAAAUGAUUAAUCUUUCACUGCUUGGUUCUUGUUCGUAUUUUGCACUUUAAUUUCAAAUGUGAUCAUGCUUAACUUAUUAAUAGCAAUAAUAUCCAAGACAUUCGAGAGUGUUACUGAAAAUAGCAAUAGCGCAGGAUUUCAAGAAAAAGCUAAAAUAAUAUUUGAAAACCAAUACUUGAUUAGAGAGUAAAGAAAAUAAGAGUUUUGCGAAAAAGAUAGUUAUAUCAUUGUUGGGAGGGAAGUUUAAUAGAUAUAGGGAGAUAAUGAUGAUAAUUUCGAUGAUAUAAUAGAAAAUUAGUCUUAAUAAGAAUAUUGUUAGGAAUAAUUCGAUGAGGAUUAAAAUGAAAAUGAAAGUGAAAAUUUAAAUAAUGACUUAAGCGAUGAAAAUGAUCCAGUUGAAGAAGCUAAUGACUCAGAUAAAAUGGAUGGUUUUGUAAGUUGA
Molecule: messenger RNA, 1701 nt
Organism: Stylonychia lemnae
Lineage: Eukaryota; Ciliophora; Spirotrichea; Sporadotrichida; Oxytrichidae
Source: the annotation of a GenBank genome assembly